Ipomoea triloba (trilobed morning glory) is the source of this 384-nucleotide messenger RNA. Its product is annotated as auxin-responsive protein SAUR68-like. The record is from RefSeq and is a predicted model, not a curated record. NCBI's taxonomy places the organism in Eukaryota, Viridiplantae, Streptophyta, Magnoliopsida, Solanales, Convolvulaceae. Bases 1 to 384 code for a protein of 127 amino acids. The transcript has a single exon. Gene Ontology annotation, biological process: response to auxin.
AUGGCAAAGAAAUGGCAGAAGUUUGCUGCCACUCAAAGGAAGAAGAUUUCUUUUGAAAGGCUUAACAAUGAAGCUAAUAGCUGCAGCAAAUCCCCUGCAGUUAUCAAAGACAAUUUCGUAAUAUACACUGUUGACCAAAAGCGGUUUGUUGUUCCCCUGGCUUAUCUCGACAACGAAAUUAUUAUGCAACUCUUAGAAAUGUCUGAAGAAGAGUUUGGACUUCCGAGUGAUGGACCUAUUAUAGUACCAUGCGAUGCAUUACUUUUGGACUACAUCAUAUCACUACUCAGCCGCGGUGUUGGCAGACAAAUUCAGAAUGCUUUGAGCGUCUCAGUUGCUUCAUACCGGAGCACCUCAAGGGAGAAAUCAGGAAGUGCAUGCUAG